AUGGCAGCUCUCGCCAGCUCUCUCAUUAGACAGAAACGGGCGGUCAAGGAGGACCCAGGCAACCGACCGGUAGCCAACAAGCGAAAGCCCUGUCCCAAGAGCAACAAGUCCCUGUGCCAGAAACAGAUCCUGGUCCUGAUCUCCAAAGUUCGACUAUGUGGGGGUCGAAAGAGUCGAACCGACAAAAGACCGGAGCCGCAGCUGAAAGGCAUUGUUACCCGGCUAUACAGCCAACACGGAUACUACCUGCAGAUGCAGCCUGACGGCACCAUGGACAGCACAAGGGAUGAAAGCAGCUCAUUUUCACAGUUCAACUUGAUUCCAGUGGGACUGCGGAUCGUGGCGAUCCAGGGGGCAAAGACAGGGCUGUACCUCGCCAUGAAUAGUGAAGGAUACCUCUACACCUCGGAGCACUUCACUCCAGAGUGUAAGUUCAAGGAGAGCGUGUUUGAGAACUACUAUGUUACAUACUCCUCCAUGCUGUACCGCCAGACCCAGUCUGGCCGCUCCUGGUAUAUCGGUAUCAAUCGUGACGGCCAGGUCAUGAAAGGCAACCGGGUAAAGAAGAACAAAGGAGCUGCACACUUCCUGCCUAAAGUUAUAGAGGUUGCGAUGUAUAAGGAGCCGUCUCUACAUGAGCUCGCCGCUGAACCGGUGAGCCCUCCUCGAAAGACGGUCAAGACGUCUGAUUCGCCUUCUCUCAAGCCUUCUCUGAAGAAUGGACGGAAAGAAGCCCCCAAGGCUGACGCCUCAUAG
Molecule: messenger RNA, 756 nt
Organism: Limanda limanda (common dab)
Lineage: Eukaryota; Metazoa; Chordata; Actinopteri; Pleuronectiformes; Pleuronectidae
Gene: fgf11b
Product: fibroblast growth factor 11b
Exons: 5
Coding region: 1-756 (251 amino acids)
Biological process (GO): fibroblast growth factor receptor signaling pathway; cell differentiation; animal organ morphogenesis
Cellular component (GO): cytoplasm
Molecular function (GO): fibroblast growth factor receptor binding; growth factor activity
Source: RefSeq, a predicted model, not a curated record